GAGAACACCACGAUCGGUGUUGUUUUAUUAAUUUUUUCGUGUCAGUUUCUUAAAGCGAAAGUCGCGUUUAGUUUGCAAUCGCACGAGAACGCGUCCAGUCCACUCGAAAGUCUCCUCAAAUUUUUGAAAUUUGUUUGUAGCCCCCUCUCAAAAAAACUCAUACUGAACACUUAUAACGCAGAGUUGCUCAUAUUUCGAUUACGCGCGCAUAUUAGUCGUAAGAAGUGAAAAGUAAAAGAUUAAGUGACAGAACUUUCAACUGCAACUGAGCACGGCCAUUCUAGACGCCCACACGCCCACGCCCACCCAUUAGAAACUGACGCCCGCCCACUUGACAUGCCGAAGUCACAAGUGUCGUCGUUGUCGUUGUCGUCGUGGUCGUCAUCGUCAUCGUCAACAUCGUCGCUAUCGUCUCUGCUCUCGGUUGUUAGUUGUGCUAACUGUACCUGUUGAUUUACCCUUUUUGUUGUUGUUGUUGUUACUCGUGUUGUUGCCCCAAAACGCUGUCAACGCCUAUAUAAACAAAUGCUCACAACGGAUUUGCGUUUAUUCUGCAGUGUCACACCUAACGGUUAAGAAUUAGUCAAGCGAAUAGCUCAUAGACCCAAUUAAUGAACAUUACUUUGUGAAAACUCUGAAAACAAUUCAAAUUAUUGUGCGUGAAUAAAGACAAGUCAAUUGCAUAGUUUCAAAAUUGCAAAUAAAUAACACUAAAUUCGUGUUUUGUGUCACCUAAAUAAUCUUUCUGAAAGUUGGCAACUUGAUGUUGAUGAUGAUGAAGAAUUUGGCGUCACGCUCAACAACAUGCGGAGGCAGCUCUAUCGGCCAUCAGCUGACCAUUUCCAUUGUGCUGCUGUCAAUUGCGCUUUUGUCGCCCGGACAUGCACUGCCACGCCCUACAGUGGGCGCUGUGCCAACGCAGUUGUUCUACAACGAGCUGCUCAACUCUGUGCCAGCUAACGAGGACAACUUGUUCUAUGGCGAGCAAUUGCAACAGCAGCAACAACAGCAGCGACAACAGCACAAACAGUUGCCGUCAUUCAAUAGUUUUGUCAACAAGUGGCCAUCGUUGCGCGAUUUGCUGCUAACUGCGGACUACGAGGAUGACGUUCCUCUGCCCACCAAUAACAACAAUAACAACAACAAUCUGGAGGAGAGCAAUGAACGUGCUCAGCUGGGUUCGAGGCUGGUGGCGCGUCUGCACAGAUUGAGCGAAUCGGGCGAUGGCGAUGAUCAGUUGCGUUACAAUGUGAUCGAUGACAUGGCUGCCAUGCCCGCCAAGAAGCAGAGCGAGAAUGUCAAGCUGGGCAUUCAAGCCAAGCAGCACAACAUCAAGAAGAAUGUGCAAUAUAUGUCGCCGUGCCACUUUAAGAUCUGCAACAUGGGACGCAAACGCAAUGCCGGCUCCUUUGUGCCCUACUAAAAACAUAUCAGAAAAUAUAUAGCCCAAAAAAAGAAGAAGAAAAACACACAAAAAAAAGAAAAACUAAGGCCAAAAGUAAAAUAAAUGCAUAAAUAUUUACAAGGAACAGAAAUGCUGAAAUUCCAGAAUUGUUAAUUAUACGCAAGCCAAGUAUUGUUUAUUGUUUAGAAAGAUACCAAAAGAGUUCGCACUUGAAGAACUCGCAUAAUGCUAUAACUAUAUAAUAAUGUAUUUAUCUAUUAGUAUCCCCUAUGACAUAUGUAUCUAGCUAUCUCCCUCUCUCUCGCGCGUUUGUUCUUUCCCUCCUUAUGCAAACUGCAUGUACAGCAAUUCACACACACACACACACUCACAUAUAUACAAUUGCACACACUCUCCCUCUCACACACACAAAGCAUAUGAACAAGUAUUUCCCUCUGUUACUUUUACUUAUAGCUGUACAAUUAUUAGAAACUACAUAUUAUACGCAUUAUUCCACUAGUAUUUAGUUUUAAAUGACGUUUGACAAACAACAACAAAAAAAUGUUGCUAUUUAUUAAGUGCUUAACAUUAUUACGGCAUAUUUAUUGAAAAACU
This is a messenger RNA of Drosophila nasuta, 1999 nucleotides long. It is a transcript of the gene CNMa, whose product is annotated as CNMamide. The record is from RefSeq and is a predicted model, not a curated record. The coding region runs from base 764 to 1423 and encodes 219 amino acids. NCBI's taxonomy places the organism in Eukaryota, Metazoa, Arthropoda, Insecta, Diptera, Drosophilidae. The transcript is spliced from 4 exons.